AUGGCCCCCCAAAACCUCCUCAUCGACGUCCGCACCCCAAGCGAAUUCUCCACCGGCUACCUGACUUCAGACCUUUCCCCCACUGUAAACAUCGAAUACCAACUCAUUUCCACACUCCCCGCCGUGUACGCUGAAAAGGGGAUCCAAGUCGCCAAAGACGACCGCAUCACGCUCUACUGCCGCAGCGGGCGCCGCUCCAAUCUUGCGCUGCAGACGCUGAGGGAAAUGGGGUUUACGAAUGCGCGCGAUAUAGGCGGAUUAGAGGAGGCGAGGAGGGUACUGGAUCGUGAGCAGGUAGAGAGGCAGUUGGAGGAGGGGUUUGGGGAGGGGGAGGGGAAGGUGGUAAGGGAGGAGAAGAUGGGGGCAAGGGGGCAUGAGAGGGUGAAGAGUUUUGGGGUUUUGGUCGAGGGGUUGAGGGCGUUGGAGGGGUGA
Messenger RNA from Bipolaris victoriae FI3, 432 nucleotides. RefSeq lists its product as hypothetical. The transcript has a single exon. The record is from RefSeq and is a predicted model, not a curated record. Lineage: Eukaryota; Fungi; Ascomycota; Dothideomycetes; Pleosporales; Pleosporaceae. Bases 1 to 432 code for a protein of 143 amino acids.